Dichomitus squalens LYAD-421 SS1 is the source of this 1260-nucleotide messenger RNA. RefSeq names its product family A1 protease. The record is from RefSeq and is a predicted model, not a curated record. The transcript is spliced from 7 exons. Bases 1 to 1260 code for a protein of 419 amino acids. Lineage: Eukaryota; Fungi; Basidiomycota; Agaricomycetes; Polyporales; Polyporaceae. Gene Ontology annotation, molecular function: aspartic-type endopeptidase activity. Gene Ontology annotation, biological process: proteolysis.
AUGCCUCGCUUCACUACACUCCUCGCCCUUUGCGUCACCGCACUCACGGCGGGCGCUGCAGCCAAUCCUAUUGUCAUCCGUGACCCGCCCAUCUCACUUCCCCUUGUGCGUCGCUUCAACGCUACGGCGACCGGAGGUCAGACCAUCGUCCAACGGGAUCAAGCCCGUGCGAGGUUUCUCGCAGCGCGCGCAGCUCAAGCGAAGGCGUCCACGUCCAACACGAACGGGUCGACCUCGUUCAGGCGGCAGGUCGAUUUCGACGUGUCCGACGGCGUCGUGAGCUACGUCGCCAGCGUGGGCGUCGGCUCUCCGCCUACGUUCUACGACCUGAUCGUCGAUACCGGGAGCUCUGUCACCUGGGUCGGUGCGACCCCCGACAAACCGUAUGUGAAGACGGGCAGCAGCGUCGAUACAAACGAAGAAGUGGCGGUUACAUACGGCUCUGGGUCCUUCGCCGGGGAAGAGUUUGUCGAUACGGUGACGCUUGGUAGUCUUGUGAUUCCGAACCAGGGCGUAGGCUCGGCCCAGGUUGCGGUGGGCUUCGACGGCGUGGACGGAAUCUUGGGCAUCGGACCAGUCGACUUGACUUCUGGCACCAUUUCCGGCGGAGGGACGAUCACAACCGUCACGGAGAACGCCUUCUCCCAGGGGCUCAUCCCGGAGCGUCUCAUCGGCAUCUCGUUCGAGCCCACGACUUCCCCGGAUCAGGUGAACGGGGAGCUGACGUUUGGUGCGAUCGACCCCUCGAAGUUCACCGGUCCUCUGCACUUUGUGCCCAUCACUUCGACGUCGCCAGCCGAUCAGUUUGUUGGCAUCGAUCAAACCAUCUCGUACGGGAGCACAGAGCUUCUCUCUUCUGCGGGUAUCACCGACACCGGCACUACCCUCAUUCUCCUCGCCUCCGAUGCAUUACAGAAAUAUCAGCAGGUUACGGGAGCCACCCUUGACCUAGUGACCGGGUUUCUCCAGAUUACGCCGGAACAAUUCAGCAAUCUGCAGCCUUUGACCUUCAACAUCGGCGGCACUGCAUACGAGCUCACGCCGAAUGCGCAGCUUUGGCCGCGUGCUCUGAACACAGGCAUCGGAGGACAGGCGGAUAGCAUCUACCUCAUCGUGAACGACCUGGGCAGGCCAAGCGGCAAGGGCAUGGACUUUGUCGACGGCUUCGCGUUCCUCCAGCGGUUCUACUACGUGUUCGACGAGGGAAACAGCCAGGUCGGGUUCGCGACGACGUCGUUCACGGAUGCGACCACGAACUGA